Molecule: messenger RNA, 513 nt
Organism: Tuber melanosporum (Perigord truffle)
Lineage: Eukaryota; Fungi; Ascomycota; Pezizomycetes; Pezizales; Tuberaceae
Exons: 4
Coding region: 1-513 (170 amino acids)
Cellular component (GO): nucleus; CHRAC
Molecular function (GO): protein heterodimerization activity
Source: RefSeq, a predicted model, not a curated record
AUGCCAUACAACACGUCCGCAAUACCUCCUUCCGAGGAAGUCACUGGCCAUUCUGCUCUUCCCCUCUCCCGAGUUAAGAAAAUAAUAAGGCUUGACGACGAUGUCAACGGUUGCUCCAACAAUGCUGCUUUCCUUGUUACUAUUGCUGCUGAAAUGUUUGUCCAGUAUCUCGCAGAGCAGGGGCUAAAAAUGACCUAUGGUGACCGAAAGCAACGGAAGACAAUGCAGUAUAAAGACCUGGCUACUGCUGUAGCUAGAGUAGAAAACCUCGAAUUUCUCGCAGACGUUAUCCCGCCUACGGUGCCGUACAAGCAGGUUCGGGAACGGAAGAACAACAAGACUGCUAAGGACACUGAGACUGGCCAGUUGACGCUGAAUGGGCAGAGGAUAUUGCCGAUAGGGUCGUCAAACGGUCGUAAAAAGAGCUCUGCAGAGAGUGAUACUAUUGCCGUUGCCAGUGGUAGGGAGAGGGGGGUUAACGGAGACAAGGGCAACGAGAUAGAGAUGAGUUAG